AUGUCGACCAGCACAUUUGCUACUUCCUGCACGCUGUUGGGCAAUGUUAGAACACAGGCCUCCCAAACAGCGGUGAAGAGCCCUUCAUCUCUAAGCUUCUUCAGCCAAGUUAUGAAGGUUCCAAGCCUGAAGACCUCCAUGAAACUCGAUGUCUCUGCGAUGGCUGUCUACAAGGUGAAGCUUGUCACUCCUGAAGGUCAAGAGCACGAGUUUGAUGCUCCAGAUGACACCUACAUCCUUGAUGCGGCCGAGACUGCCGGUGUGGAGUUGCCAUACUCGUGCCGUGCUGGGGCUUGCUCCACCUGUGCUGGCAAAAUUGAGUCUGGUGCGGUUGACCAGUCGGAUGGAUCCUUCCUUGAUGACGGGCAGCAGGAGGAGGGCUAUGUGCUGACAUGUGUCUCCUACCCAAAGUCCGACUGUGUCAUCCACACCCACAAGGAAGGUGACCUGUACUAG
Miscanthus lutarioriparius is the source of this 456-nucleotide messenger RNA. Lineage: Eukaryota; Viridiplantae; Streptophyta; Magnoliopsida; Poales; Poaceae. The record is from the annotation of a GenBank genome assembly.